Portunus trituberculatus (swimming crab) is the source of this 1871-nucleotide messenger RNA. RefSeq lists its product as uncharacterized. The coding region runs from base 416 to 1141 and encodes 241 amino acids. The transcript is spliced from 4 exons. The record is from RefSeq and is a predicted model, not a curated record. Lineage: Eukaryota; Metazoa; Arthropoda; Malacostraca; Decapoda; Portunidae.
CGCCUCAUCAUUAAGCACUUCGGUUCCUCCGCGGCCCCGACACACGUGAUUUACCGUCGCAUGCCUGGCUAUCUCAUGUCUAAGAAAUGAGCGCCUCCUACUCCUCUAUGUAUACUUUCUUAUCCCUUUAUGCCGUCGAUUCGCAUGACAGCGGCAGUUCUAUCUGUACUCUUGCACCACGAGGCAGAGAUUUAGAAGUCUGCGAGAGCUGGGAGAAAAGAAGUAAUGGAAAAGAGUAGGUUGUGAAGUGAAGGAAGUGGUGGCGAAGGGUACAAGGUCUGUGCUGGAUUUAAGGAGACUGGUUACUAGACUUUCUAAUACAGGGAGGUGCAGGGAAGUAUCCUUGUACUUAUGAACUGACGCUCCCAUUUCCACUGGGUUUAGCAACAUCUGCCCACAACUCAACACUGCCGGGAUGAGGGUGACUGUGUUUGUGAUGGUGGUGGUGGUGAGGGAAGUGGUGGAAAAUGGGGCCCAAGAAACUUAUCCAGAAGUCCCGGAAACUCAACACCCAGACAAGAUGAUAGUCAGAAGAGGCUGGGCUGUCCCAUCGAAUACCAAUGACAAGACUAGUGCUAUCCUCUCCAGUGCAUGUUCCUGCCAAUCCCGCUGCCUGGUGCAUCCGUCGUGCGCCGCCUGGGCUGCAGUUCCCAGUGGAGACUCAGUGACCUGCACCACCACCACCGCCGCCCCGGACACCAUGACGCUGGAGGGAAACCCGGACAGUGUGUACGGCUUCAAGAUUGGCAAACUUGACAGUCGCAUCGGGGUUCUGGAGGACAUAGACAGCACGGUAUACUUCAGUCCAACCAACGAUAUGAGGUUCCAGGAAGGCAAGGACCAUUGCGCAAGAAUUCCAGGGUUUAAUCUCAUCAUGCUGAAGACUGAACGCCACUUCUCUCUAAUGCCUUUCUUCAGUAAGAAUGUCAAGCAAGGCUUCAUCAACCUGCAGAAGACAGACUCAGGACGCCUUCAGUGGGGCGACGGUUCCUUCAUGACUGAUGAGGAAAUUGAGAAGCAUGUUGUAAAAUCCACUUCAACUCCCCUUUACCAAGUCCAUGAAGGGAUGAUUAGGGAGUUUAGCAAUGAGAAUGACACGCGUCCCUUCCUGUGUCAGGGCAGGAUCCUCGGCACCUGGUGAGGCGAAGGCACACACACAGACAAGCAGACUGGUAAGACACAUGCAGGUCAUACAGACAGAUGGCAGACUGACGGAAGCACAAGCAAAUGACAGACAGACAGACCAAACGACAGACACAUGGACAAACUGCUAAAGACACAAGAAUAAUACCAGACAGACAAACAGACUUUCAGAUACACAGAUGGACACCAAAUAUAAAUAAAUAAAUAAAUAAAUAAUAAUGAGAGCAGAAUGGAAUCUUUAAAAAGAGAGAGCUCUAAAAUGUUGAAUGAAUAAAUAACAUAUGGAAGCGCCCGAUUUUACCCGCCCAGAGACAAGCAGACAAAGAAGUUCGUACUUAGGUUUGUUCAUCAGACACACAAGGAAUAGCGCAGAGUUGGUAGAACUUCACUGUGACUGUUGGUACGCCUGUGUCCCGGGUAUCUGAGGCUGCUGUUUGGUGUUCCCGGAUUGUAUCGCGUGAAAAGGGAAAAAUUAUAUUAUUACUUUACAAUUCUUCUCUUUUAAAACGUGAAAUGUUCAUCUAUGUUUCCCAUAAGAGUUGGGUACACUUUAACUCACUGUGUGGUAUUAUGUAGAUUCGUAUUCUGAAGCACACCACUACCAUACUUUCGAAGUGUCUUAGUAGGUAUUAAAUUACAUGGGUUUUUAAGGAUGUUUCUAUGAUUGUAGUAGAAGAUUAAUUAUAUUAUACAUUAUCAACAGAAGAAACACUCUUGAUAACGCAGCU